GUUUCUUCCUUGGUUGAUUCAUUUAUUUAGCAAGAAGCAGACAAGAUUCUGAAGUUUAAGGGACAAAGAGCAGAAGAGGAUUUAUGGGUCUCAUUCAGUCAUCUAAACGUUCACAGGUCAUCCUGAUGGGUUUGGACUCUGCGGGAAAGACCACUUUGCUGACUCGACUCCUGACCGGACAGGUGAUGAUGGACACGUCACCAACCGUCGGAUUCAAUGUCGGAUCGUUCGAUGUGGACAAGAGGACGUCUCUGACAGUUUGGGAUGUGGGAGGCCAAAAAAGCAUGAGGCCCAACUGGAGGUUCUACCUGGACGAAUGCAAGGCGCUGGUCUUUAUGGUUGACAGCAGCGAUCCCAGUCGGAUGCCCGAGGCCCAGAAGGCAUUGAAGAAGGUGUUGAGUGAAGAAAGGUUACGAGAUAUUCCGUUGAUGGUGCUCGCUAACAAGGUGGACCAGCCUGGCGCCAUGACUGUACAAGAGAUCUCCAACCAACUGGGACUGUCCAACUAUCCGCACCUGCGAUGGGAGAUUCAAGCAUGCAGCGCGCUGAAAGGAAUCGGUCUGCGUCAGGCCUUUACGUCCGUCGCCAAGCUCAUCAAGAAGAACUAACUUGAAGGCGUGAGGAAUAAGAGGAGGAGAAUACGUGAAGAAUGUGAAGAAGUGUGAUAGAAAAACAACAGUUGUGUAUUCGACUAGCAUUCUUUCUUUCAUCAAACCAGACACAGGACAUUGUGUGACAAACUUUUAUUUAUCUAUGUUUGUGAGGUACAAUGAACAGAGGGCAUAUUCUUUGGUUGUAGAAGUUCUUUUUACAAAAAAGAAAACAAUUAUGUCGUGUUGUAUUUGUGAAAGCCAUCAGAGCCAGUCCGUUCUAUACAUUUUCAAACUGGUUGAUCAUAGUUGAGUUGACUUUUGCGUAGUUCGCCAGCAGCUACGUUGCGAAGCCAUUGAGCAGUUAGCAUGUGAAGCUAAAACAACAAACACUGUUAUAUUUCUUGAUAAACGAUUUCUUGCCAGAUUGAGUUUUGCGCGGUUAGGCAAAGGCAACAUAUUGCUAAGCCAUUGAACAGUUAGCAUGCGAAGCUAAAAACAACAAACACGCUUACAUUUGUUGAUAAAUGCUUUUCUUGCUAGAUAAACAUGGAAUGUGCUCAUAUUAAGUUUGGCUAAAUGUUUUGCCGUCCAAAAAUCAAAACCUCUCUACUUCUGGGUGACCAUACUUCAGUCAACAGCACAUGAAUAUUUCCCAAACAAGGUCUGCUCCAGUGUUUUUGCGCUCAAUUCUCCUCUGUUCACCAACUCAGACAGAUAGCGUGUUUGUGCUCGUGCUUUUCAGUGUACGAAAUGCGUUCACAAUAAAUCAUCUCUAAAACGUG
This is a messenger RNA of Hippocampus comes (tiger tail seahorse), 1375 nucleotides long. It is a transcript of the gene arl11, whose product is annotated as ADP-ribosylation factor-like 11. Gene Ontology annotation, molecular function: GTPase activity; GTP binding. The transcript has 5 exons. The record is from RefSeq and is a predicted model, not a curated record. NCBI's taxonomy places the organism in Eukaryota, Metazoa, Chordata, Actinopteri, Syngnathiformes, Syngnathidae. The coding region runs from base 84 to 608 and encodes 174 amino acids.